Photinus pyralis (common eastern firefly) is the source of this 1516-nucleotide messenger RNA. Its product is annotated as gastrula zinc finger protein XlCGF46.1-like. The record is from RefSeq and is a predicted model, not a curated record. Gene Ontology annotation, biological process: regulation of gene expression. The coding region runs from base 117 to 1469 and encodes 450 amino acids. Gene Ontology annotation, cellular component: nucleus. Lineage: Eukaryota; Metazoa; Arthropoda; Insecta; Coleoptera; Lampyridae. The transcript has 2 exons.
AGUAAUAAGAAUUUGAGGUUAUGCUUAUGCUGUUAUGCUUUUAUAAAACAAAUGAUAGUAUUUAGGCUGGGCCAUUAGCAAUUUAUGUUCAAAGCAUUAAAUUUGUCGAGAUAGUCAUGAAUGAGAGCAUUGUGAAAAUUGAACCAGAACAAGAAGAAGAAUUAAAUUUGUCCCUAGAAAAAAACAUGGUUUUAAGUAAUGUAAUUGUAAAAGAGGAACUAAAUACUACUACCAGUAGAGAAUAUUGUAGAGACCAGUGCAACAGUGACGAAAUGCAGCUACCACAUUAUUCGUCGGAUACUGUAAAAGUCUUUAAAUGGGCCUACGAAUCAAACGUAAAGAAAUGUUUGAAAGAACAUGGCUUACAACACACGUCUUUUGAAGAGUUGAAAUGUGACAUUUGUAAUUACACAAUAUAUCGUAAGGGCGAUUUGAAGCAACAUCUCUUAACACACAAACUUUCUGAAGGUUUUAAGUGUGACGUUUGUGAUUAUGUCACGAAUAGUAAAGCUAAUUUGAGGAGACAUGCCUUAAUACACAAUCGAUCUCAAAAUUUUAAAUGUGAAACUUGUGAUUAUACCACAUAUGUGAAACACUAUUUGAAAAAACAUGUCUUAAAACACAAAGCUUCUAAAGAUUUUGAAUGUGCGGUUUGUGGCUUUGCCACGAGUGUAAAGGGCAAUUUGACAAAACAUUUCGUGAUACACAAGCAAUGUAAGGAUUUUAAAUGUGACAUUUGUGAUUACGCAACAUAUCGCAAAGGCGAUUUGCAGCACCAUCUCUUAAAACACAAAGCUUCUAAAGAUUUUAAGUGUGCCGUUUGUGAUUAUGCCACAUGUAGUAAAAGUAAUUUGAGAAGACAUGUCUUAAUACACAAUCGAUCCAAAGAUUUUAAAUGUAACUUUUGUGAUUAUGCAGCAUAUUGUAAAGACAAUUUGAGUAAACAUAUCUUAAUGCACAAUCGACCUAAAGAUUUUAAAUGUGUAAUUUGUGAUUAUGCCACAUACAGAAAAGUCAAUUUGAAACAACAUAUCAUAAAGCACAAUCAGUCAGAAUAUUUUAAAUGUAACUUUUGCGAUUAUGUCACAUUUAGUAAAGACAAUUUCAGAAAACAUUUUGUCAUACACAAACGAUCUAAAGAUUUUAAAUGUGACAUCUGUGAUUACUCAACAUACCGUAAAGGCGACUUAAACAAUCAUCUCUUAAGACACAAAGUUACUAAAGAUUUUAAAUGUGAUGUUUGUUAUUAUGCCACCUAUAGUAAAAGCAAUUUUAGAAGACAUGUCUUAAUACACAAUCGAUGUAAAGAAUUUAAAUGUGGAAUUUGUGAUUAUGCCACGUAUAGAAAGGACACUUUGAAACAACAUAUCUUAAAACACAAUCAAUCUAAAUAUUUUAAAUGUAACAUUUGUGAUUAUUAUACCAAUAGAGCAGGCGAUCUGAGAAAACAUGUCUUAAUACACAAUUGAUCUACAGAUUUUUAAUGUGACAUUUGUGAUUAUGCGAAUGAAGUUCG